Hyalella azteca is the source of this 11806-nucleotide messenger RNA. RefSeq lists its product as uncharacterized. Gene Ontology annotation, cellular component: ciliary basal body; axonemal microtubule; sperm flagellum. Gene Ontology annotation, biological process: microtubule anchoring. Gene Ontology annotation, molecular function: microtubule binding. The record is from RefSeq and is a predicted model, not a curated record. NCBI's taxonomy places the organism in Eukaryota, Metazoa, Arthropoda, Malacostraca, Amphipoda, Hyalellidae. The coding region runs from base 140 to 11104 and encodes 3654 amino acids. The transcript has 9 exons.
GGAGGUAGGAGGUGCAUCAUCAAGCCUCCGUUGCCUCUGCACCUUCCAUUGCAGCUAACUAGUUAGUGCCACCCAAUCCACAACACUCAAUCCACCUGUGUGUCAAAGUGCGGCCUUGGGCCAUAUAGUUACAAGUACAAUGGGUGUUCAAGAUGAAACUAAGAAAAGUGAUACUAAAGAACAGGAUUCACCUGCAAAAGUUAACAAGAAAGGAUCAAAGAAAGAUACCGUUGACAAAGAAAAAUCACCCAAGAACAAAGCUUUCGAUGGAAAAAAGAAGGAACAGUGCAUCUGCCAGAUAUGCACCUGCGGGCGACAUCGAUGCCCGCACUCGAAGACGCCGAACGUUUGGCAGCACACGUCGCUGGUGGACGAGGACGCCGUGAUGUCCUGCAGGAGUGAGCAGCAUUCUGCCUUCACUGUGCACGGCACCAAGUCCACCUCCCACGAGUCGCAGCACAGCGAGCACACAAGUCAUGAACUCAGGACGAGUGUCGAGGAGCACAGCAGAAGCGAGGUCGCUGGUCGCUCGUCUCAGACCCUGGAGGUGUCUGGAGUGUCCGUGGGGGGAGAGGCUCGGGCGACGGGUGUGUCCGGAGCAUCGAAUAUGCAGACGCUGUCCGCUGGAGGAGCUUCCGUCUCCGGAGCCGUUGUGACUGCUGGUCCUCAAGAACUUGAGUUGAAGUCGACGACCAAGUCCCGCAAAUUCUCGAAAAGCGAAAAAUCUUCAUCAGUUGAAGUUCGUAAAACUUCCUUCGAGAAACGAAUCUCUAGCAAGUCCAUGGAAAAAAAGAAAUCCAUUACGUCCACCAGCGGUGCUGUCGUCGAAGAAUUCAGCGCCGACAUGCACGAAGAAAUGUCGGAUAUUAAGGAAAGCUCAUCGAUUCAUCGAUCUUCAUCUAAAUCUUCGAAAGAAAUGAUGUCUUCAUCCACUUCCAUGGAACAAUCAAGCUCAAUGCGAGCGGAAGAAUCCUCGAAGUAUGAGGACCGUCGCAGCAUUUCAGGCGAGGUCAUGUUAACUGAGGGCCAUGAAACUACCGACACUCAAAUCGAGGCUCGGAUGAGCAGAUCGGCUAGGUCAUCACGCGUAGAGAAGUCCUCAGUGGAACAACGUAAGAGUUUGACGACAAGCAUGCAUCUCGAGUCGAGCCAGGAGCAAAGCAGCGACACAAUUCAUGCUUUCGAGGUCUCUGACGUGCGCGAUAUCAGCAGCCUGACUGAGGAGUCUACAGCGGCGACGAAGCAAGUAAUGGAGCAGACCAAGAUGGUAACUCUCAAGGGUGCCACGGAAACGGAUACUCGGAGCAGGCAACAAGUUAGAGCCGCCGGAAUUUCGUACAAAAACGAACAGCCCGUCUCGAUCUCUGGGGAGCGCGUGAGAGCUACGCGUCCACAAGACAAUCUGGCUCUCGACGGCGACUUUCAGGCACCUGAGCGGGAGGGACCUCCGGGCGCCGGCAUCCGCGCCGACGUCAGGCGGCAUAAGGACCAUCUUGAGAUGACUGGCGAGCUCGAAGGAGUCAGCAGCUCUCAAAAGAGUUACUCGGUGGUCCAUAAAAACGAUGAAGUGAUAAAGCAUGCCAAAGUGCAAAAGAAUAGCACUUGGUCACGUACUGAAGGAGAAAUGUUUUUGAAUAAGAAAAACACGGAAUUCAGCUCAGUAGAUCAAGUUGACAGAACUCGCAUGAUCAAAAGAGAGGACAAUCUCUCCAUGAGUGGUGAGUUUCAAGGGAAGAUAACGGAGAGUCAGUCGUUUGGAAAAAUAGAACAAGCUGCCAUUAAGCGAUACCCUGAUAAUCUCCGCAAGAGUGGCACGUUCGAUGAUUUAACUUUGGAAGAAAUCAAGCGCUAUCCGGAUAAUCUUCGAACGGACGAUGAUGGAAAGAUCCGCAGCAGAAGCCGCAGUCCAACCAAAGGAGACAGAGCUACCAUCAAACGAUAUAAUGAUAACUUGCGCUUGGAAGGCAGUUUUGAAACCACUGAAAAAACUGCUUUCGUAAAAGGAGAGAAAGCUGUUAUUAGGAAGCACUCCGAUAACUUACGCUCAGAAGGAGAAAUACUCGUUGAGUCCAAAGAUACUCAAUUUGUGCGAGGAGAGCGAGUCAAAACAAGAAAACAAGAGGACAACUUAAAACUUCAAGGCUCGUUUGAAGGGCGGGAGGAAUAUAAAAUUGUUAGAGGUGAGCGUGUGCUGAUAAAGCGUAAGGAAGACAAUCUCCACCUUGAAGGUGAUUUCGUUGAACGUGAACAAGAAGUCUAUCAAAAAGGAGAAAGAGUGAGCAUGAGAAAGAGGAGUGAUAACCUUCAGAUCGAAGGGGAAUUUGAUGGGACGACUAGGCAGGAAGUAGUCGGUCGAGGAGAACGAGCUGAGGUUGUUAGACGUGAAGAUAACCUCAGGAUGACCGGUGAAUUCGAAGGAACCGAAAAACAACAAGUGAUGGUAGGAGAGCGAGCAACGUAUAAAAGAAAAAUGGAUAAUUUGAAAAUGGCUGGAGAUUUCGAUGCUCCCACCCCUGGUGAAGCUCCAAAAGGUGAGAGAGCUCCAACGAAGCGCCAUCCCGAUACACUUCAUUUGGAAGGCGAUUUUUCGGCCCCCGAGAAAGACAAGGUAACGAAAGGUGAGCGAGCACCAACUAAACGUCAUCCGGACAACCUCAGAAUGGACGGCGACUUUGAGGGAAAGGAGGAAACUAUGACUUAUAUGAGAGGCGAUCGGGCUAAUAUUGUCAGAAAAACUGACACAUUGUCGAUGUCUGGUGAAUUUACCGGAAAAGAAUAUGAAACCGUGCAAAUGACUAAACGUUCUGAACUCGUGAAACGUGAAGAUAAUCUGACGAUUGAAGGAGAUUUUGAUGCCCCAUCAAAAGGAACGGCUCCUAAAGGGGAAAGGGCUCCAGUCAAAAGGCACUCGGAUAACUUGGCGCUAGUUGGUGAUUUCGAUGCUCCUGAGAAAGCACCAGUUCAGCGAGGUGAACGGGCUCCUGCUAAGAAGCAUUUGGACAACCUCCAUAUUACUGGGGACUUUGAGGGAAAAGAAACCGAAACGUUCAUGCGUGCAGAAAGACAAUCUAUUGUGCGCAGAGAAGAUAACCUUCACAUGACCGGUGAAUUUGUGGGCAAGGAGUAUGAACAAGUUCGAGUUGGAGAGAGAGCAGAAAUUCGCCGCAGGACUGACAACUUGAAAAUGGAGGGAGACUUUGAAGCUCCUGAUCAUCCUGAAAUAGCUCGUGGUGAGAGGGCGCCAGUCAGACGACACCCUGACAAUUUAGAAGUAAUCGGGGACUUCGAGGCUCCCGAUAAAGGUGAGGCUCCCAGAGGAAUACGUGCACCUGUCAAGAAACAUUCAGAUAAUCUUCAUUUGGCUGGUGAAUUUGCUGCUCCUCGUCCUAGCGAAGUUCCUCGCGGAGAAAGAGUACCAAUGAAGAAGCAUCCCGAUAAUUUGAAAAUGACGGGUGACUUCGAAGGCAAACUUCGGGAAGAUGCUCCACUUGGCGAGCGAGAACCCGUCAGGCGUCACCCAGACAACCUUAAAAUGGAUGGUGAUUUCGAGGCUCCUGAAAAUGGUGAAGUUCCUAGAGGUGAACGAGCUCCAGUCAGAAGACACCCCGACAACUUGCGAAUGGACGGCGAGUUUGAAGGUAAGCCAAUGGGAGAAGUUCCAAAAGGCCAACGGGAACCCGCGAAACGUCGUCCGGAUAACUUGAGGAUGGAUGGUGAUUUUGAAGCCCCGGAGCAUGAAGACGUGCCUCGUGGCGAACGAGCUCCUGUUAGGAAGCAUCCGGACAAUUUAAAAAUGGUUGGCGAUUUCGAGGGUAAGCCAGUGCAAGAAGUUCACAAAGGUCAACGAGAACCCGUCAAACGUCAUCCUGAUAACCUGAGAAUGGACGGUGAUUUCGUUGGUAAAGAAGAAUACAUAGUGCAAAGGGGCGAACGUGUUGAAAUUCAGAAGCGUACAGAUAACUUGAAAAUGGCAGGAGAGUUCUAUGGCAAGGAAUAUGAAGAAGUGAGGAGGGGUGAAAGAGUUGAAACUAAGCGUCACGUCGACAACUUGCGGAUGGAGGGUGACUUUGAUGCACCAGAACAUGGCGAAGUCCUAAGAGGAGAAAGAGCGCCUAUAAAAAAACAUGCAGAUAAUCUGAAAAUGGUCGGAGACUUUCAAGGCAAACCUCAGGAGGAAAUUCCUUUCGUUCAACGAGAACCGGGUAAAAAACAUGCCGACAAUCUUUAUAUGGAUGGUGAUUUUGCUGCUCCAGAACAAGAAGAUGCUCCAAGAGGUGAGAGAGUCCCAAUUAAAAAGCACCCCGAUAACCUUCGCAUGACCGGGGAUUUCCAAGCUCCAGAACAGGAGCGAGCUCCUAGAGGUGAGAGAGCUCCGGUGAAGAAACAUCCCGACAAUUUGCAGAUGAUCGGAGACUUCGAAGGGAAACCAAGAGAAGAUGUUCCGUAUGGAAUACGAGAACCUAUCAAACGACAUCCGGAUAAUUUAACCAUGACCGGUGAAUUUAUCGGAAAGGAUCAUGAAAAAGUAAUGAAAGGGGAAAGGGUUGAGGUGGUCAGGCGCUCUGAUAAUCUUCAUAUGACAGGUGAGUUCAUUGGUAAAGAAUAUCAACAAGUGUACGUCGGAGAGAGGGCCAAAAUCACCCGUCAUCACGACAACCUGAUCAUGGAAGGCGAUUUUGAAACUCCUGAUGUCGCUGAUGCUCCGCGAGCCGAACGAGUAACAGUACGCAAACACCCCGAUAAUUUACAAAUGACUGGAGAUUUCCAAGGGAAACCUCGAGAAGUAGCCCCAUACGUUCGACGAGAACCAGGGAAAAAGCAUUCUGAUAAUCUUCAGAUGACUGGGGAUUUCACAGCCCCAGAGCAGCGAGAUGCUCCCCGUGGUGAACGAGCUCCAGUGAGGAAGCAUCCUGAUAAUUUGCAAAUGGUCGGAGACUUCGAAGGAAAACCCUUCGAAGAAAUACCAUAUGUAAUCCGAGAACCGGGCAAGAAGCAUCCUGACAACUUGCAAAUGACUGGAGAUUUCAUAGCCCCAGAGCAGCGGGAUGCUCCUCGAGGUGAACGGGCUCCAGUAAGGAAGCAUCCAGAUAACUUGCAAAUGGUCGGAGACUUUGAAGGGAAACCACGCGAAGAGGUUCCGUAUGUUGUUCGAGAACCCGGCAAAAAGCAUCCAGACAACUUGCUAAUGACUGGAGAUUUCACUGCUCCAGAGCAGCGAGAUGCUCCACGUGGUGAACGUGCUCCAGUGAGAAAGCAUCCAGAUAAUUUGCAAAUGGUCGGAGACUUUGAAGGGAAACCACGCGAAGAGGUUCCGUAUGUUGUACGAGAACCUGGUAAAAAGCAUCCCGACAACUUGCAGAUGACUGGAGAUUUCACAGGCCCAGAGCAGCAAGAUGCUCCACGUGGUGAACGGGCUCCAGUAAGGAAGCAUCCAGAUAAUUUGCAAAUGGUCGGAGACUUCGAAGGGAAACCUCGUGAAGAGGUCCCGUAUGUUGUCCGAGAACCUGGCAAAAAGCACCCCGACAACUUGCAGGUGACAGGUGAUUUCACAGCACCAGAGCAGCGAGAUGCUCCUAGAGGUGAACGAGCUCCAGUGAGGAAGCAUCCAGAUAAUUUGCAAAUGGUCGGAGACUUCGAAGGGAAACCCUUCGAAGAAAUACCAUAUGUUGUCCGAGAACCUGGCAAGAAGCAUCCUGACAACUUGCAAAUGACUGGAGAUUUCAUAGCCCCAGAGCAGCGGGAUGCUCCUCGAGGUGAACGGGCUCCAGUGAAGAAGCAUCCAGAUAAUUUGCAAAUGGUCGGAGACUUUGAAGGGAAACCUCGCGAAGAGGUUCCGUAUGUUAUCCGAGAACCUGGCAGAAGGCAUCCCGACAAUUUGCAGGUGACAGGAGAUUUCGCAGCCCCAGAGCAGCGAGAUGCUCCACGUGGUGAACGGGCUCCCGUGAGGAAGCAUCCAGAUAAUUUGCAAAUGGUUGGAAAAUUCGAAGGGAAACCUCGUGAAGAGGUUCCGUAUGUUGUCCGAGAACCUGGCAAAAAGCAUCCUGACAACUUGCAAAUGACUGGAGAUUUCACAACACCAGAACAGCGAGAUGCUCCUCGUGGUGAACGAGCUCCAGUGAAGAAGCAUCCAGAUAAUUUGCAAAUGGUCGGAGACUUCGAAGGAAAACCACGCGAAGAAAUACCGUAUGUUGUUCGAGAACCUGGCAAAAAAUACCCUGAUAAUCUCCAGAUGACCGGUGAUUUCAUAGCCCCAGAGCAGCGAGAUGCUCCUCGUGGUGAACGAGCUCCAGUGAAGAAGCAUCCAGAUAAUUUACAAAUGGUCGGAGAUUUCGAAGGGAAACCCAUCGAAGAUAUACCAUAUGUUGUUCGAGAACCUGGCAAGAAGCAUCCUGACAACCUGCAGAUGACUGGAGAUUUUGCUGCUCCUGACCAGAGAGAUGCUCCUCGGGGUGAACGAGCUCCGGUGAAAAGACAUCCAGAUAAUCUGAAAAUGGUCGGAGACUUCGAAGGGAAACUCCGAGAAGAAAUACCGUAUGUUGUCCGAGAACCUGGCAAGAAGCAUCCAGACAACUUGCAGAUGACAGGCGACUUCACAGCUCCUGAAUACAGAGAUGCUCCCCGCGGAGAGAGGGCUCUAGUUCGGAAAUAUCCUGAUAAUCUACAAAUGGACGGAGAUUUUCUUGCACCAGAACACGCAGAUGCUCCUCGUGGUGAGAGAGCACCUGUGACAAAACAUCCUGACAAUUUGAAAAUGACGGGAGAUUUCCAAGGUAAACCCCACGAAGAAAUACCAUAUGUAGUUCGUGAGCCAGGUAAGAAACAUCCAGAUAAUCUGAAGAUGACAGGUGAUUUCACUGCUCCUGAGCAGAGAGAUGCACCUCGUGGUGAAAGAGCUCCGAUCAAAAGACAUCCUGAUAAUCUGGAAAUGACGGGAGAUUUCCACGCUCCUGAACAAGAAAAAGCUCCAAGAGGGGAGAGAGCUACAGUUACGAAGCAUCCUGAUAACUUGAAAAUGGUUGGUGACUUUGAGAGCAAGCCUCGAGAAGAAGUUCCGUAUGCGCAGCGGGCUCCAGUAAAACGUCAUCCAGAUAAUUUAGAAAUGACUGGAGAAUUUACUGGAAAAGAGCUUGAACGGGUUGUCCGUGGCGAGAGAGUGGAAGUAAUUAAACGAACUGACAAUCUGCAAAUGACUGGUGAAUUCGUUGGAAAAGAGUACGAACAAGUCAGAGUUGGAGAAAGAGCUGAAAUCACUCGCCACCGUGAUACUUUAAAGAUGGAAGGAGAAUUUAUAGCUCCAGAAGUUGGUGAUGCACCAAAAGGCGAUCGAGCUCCAAUUAAGAGGCAUCCCGACAAUUUACAGAUGGAUGGAGAUUUCAUUGGAAAACCCAAGGAUGAAGUUCAAUAUGUGCAACGAGAACCAAUUAAGCGACAUCUUGAUAAUCUAUUCAUGGAUGGUGAUUUUUCUGCUCCUGAGCCUAAAGAUGCUCCCCGGGGUGAACGAGUUCCUACUAAAAGGCAUCCGGAUAAUUUGACAAUGGACGGAGACUUUGAAGGAAAACCUCAUUAUGAAGUGCCAUAUGGCCAACGGGAGCCAGUCAAGAAACAUCCAGACAAUCUGUUCGUGGAUGGAGACUUUGUCGCACCAGAGCAUGGAGAAGCACCUAGAGGUGAGCGUGCUCCUAUCAAGAGGCAUCCAGAUAACUUGAAAAUGUCAGGUGACUUUGAAGCUCCUGAAACUGAAAAGAUUGAGAGAGGAGAACGAGCUCCCAUCAAGAAGCACGAAGAUAAUUUGAAAAUGGAAGGAGACUUCGUUGGUAAACCCAAAGGUCGUGCUCCUCGGGGAGAACGUCAGCCAGUAAAAAAACAUCCAGACAAUUUGUUGAUGACGGGUGAGUUCACAACCAAGGAACAAGAGACUGUAGUUCGUGGAGAGCGAGCUGAAGUGCGAAAGAGAAUCGAUAAUUUAAAGAUGACCGGUGAAUUCGUCGGAAAAGAAUAUGAAACUGUAACCGUUGGCGAGAGAGCUGAAGUGAAACGUCAUGACGAUAAUUUGAGAAUGGAGGGUGAUUUCCAAGUACCGAGACCUAUCGAAGUGGCUCGUGGAGAACGUGCACCUACCAAAAGGUAUCCCGAUAAUUUGAAAUCCGAUGGCGAUUUCGAAGGAAAGCCAAGGCCAGAAGCACCACGAGGAGAACGAGAGCCAACUAAGCGUCACAUUGACAAUCUCAAAAUGACAGGAGAAUUUACAGGGAAGGAAGAAGAAGUUGUUAACAGAGGGGAACGCGCAGAGAUUCGUCGGCAUGUAGAUUCCCUUCAGAUGACCGGCGAAUUUGUUGGUAAGGAAACUCACGUGGUUACAAAAGGAGAACGCGCAGAAAUUACACGGAGAGAAGACACUUUGAGACUGGAAGGAGAUUUUUCUCCAUCUAAACCCGGAGAAGCACCAAGAGGAGAACGUGCUCCUAUCAAGAGACACCCUGAUAACCUGCGCAUGGAUGGAGAUUUCGAAGGAAAACCGAAGGAACCUGCUAAUAGAGGCCAGAGGGAACCCAGUAAGAAGCAUCCUGAUAAUCUCUUUAUAGACGGUGAUUUUGAUGUACCGACGAAGAAAGGAGCUCCUCGCGGAGAGCGUGCACCAAUAAAGAAACAUCCUGAUAACCUUAAAAUGAAAGGAACUUUCGAAGAUCAUCGUGAGAAAGCUACUAUAGUUCGCGGUGACCGUGUCAGCAUCGUGCGGCAUGAUGAUAACCUGAGGAUGGACGGUGAUUUCAUGAGCAAGGAUAUUGAGAGGGCGGCUUAUGGAGAACGUGUCACAAUCAAGAAGCAAGAGGAUAAUCUGCGCAUGGAAGGCAUUUUUACCGGAAAAGAACACGAGAGUAUCAAAAUGGCUGAAAGAACUGAAGUUAGGAGACAUGAAGACAAUCUGAAAAUGGUUGGUGAAUUUUUCGCACCAGAGUCUGUUGGAGUUGUGAAAGGAGAACGAGCCGAUAUUGUGAGGCACGAAGACAAUCUUAGAAUGAAAGGAGAAUUUUACGCUCCCGAGACCGGAGAUGUUCCUCGAGGAGAGAGAGCUCCUGUUUCUCGUCAUCCAGAUCACCUUCGGCUUGAUGGUGACUUCACAGGCAAAGAGAUGGAAUCAUUCCGUUACGGCGAACGUUCCACCAUCAAGAAGCAUGAAGAUACGCUGAAACUAGAAGGUGAUUUCAAGGGAAAAGAAGUGGUGUCUUCUGUUGUAAUAGGAGAACGUGCUACAACGAGAAGGCACAGCGACAACCUGAAAAUGGAGGGAGAGCUAACUGUCGAGAAGAAGCAAGUUGCUACGAAAGGAACAAGAGCCGAAAUUCGGAAGCAUUCGGACCAUAUGCGUAUGGAGGGCACUUUUGAAGGUCGAAAACAGACUCGUGUCGUAAAAGGCGAAAGGGCGACCAUGAAAAAGCACGAGGAUCAUUUGAGAAUUGAAGGCCGACACGAAAUCCAUGAAAAAGAAUUCGUCGGAAAAGGGGAGAGAGCUGAGAUGAAAAAAUACGAAGAUAAUCUUAAAAUGGAGGGAGUGUUCGAAGGUAAAGCGAUCUCAAGCGUCACGCGAACUACUGAGAGAGCUCAGUUGAAAAAACCUAAGGAUAAUUUGCGGUCAGAAGAUUCUCUAGAAGCCCGUCGCACUAAUAAUGUUGUGAGAGGAGAGCGUACAACCAUGAAGAAACAGGAGGAUAGCCUUCGAAAGGAAGACGAAAUGCAUGUCACGCAACAAACUAAAACAAUAAUAGGGGAACGAUCGGAGACGAAUAUGCACGAAGAAAUAACUCGGUCAGAACACACUUCAAGAACUGCAGUUACAGAAGGGAUGAAGAGGAAUGAAACCUUCCGUGUUAAAGGGGCUCGUUCUGAGAUGGUGAAACAAGCCGAUCAUUUAAAAAUGGAAGGCGAGUUUUACGCAACAUCCUCUGACGUGAGCCCAAAUCAAGGCUCUCGACCCCAAGUCAAUGGCGACCGGGCUGGUCAGAAGCGUUAUCCCGAUAACCUUUCACUGAACGGUGAUUUACCUGGACGUGAUAAGGUCAGCCCUGGUGUUGGAGAAAGGCUUCCUCAGAAGCGCUACCCCGACAACCUUAAAAUGGAAGGAAACUAUGAAAGCAGAGAGCGACGAGUUGGAGCUGCUGGUCAGCGUAUUCAAAGGACCCAUCAGAAAGAUUCGUCUUCUUCGUCGUUGGACGUUGCAAACUCAACCACAGGCAGUAUGCGAGAAGUAUACGGUGUUGAUGGGUCGGUUGUUAGGACAGGAGCUCGAAAGGAAGUCUUGGGAGAUGCCAAGGAAUCAGUCCAGACAAGCUCAGUAACCACUGCAGAUGGAAGGACAAUUACUCGUGUAGUCAAAGAAGCUCGGAUAAGCAAGUCUGCAUCAAACGAGUCGGAAAUGAAAAAUUCAUCAGAAAGAAAAGUAACUUCGGCGGAAUCGCAAGAAACUAGCCAGAAAAAGGAAACUCAGAACGCCACCCGAGCAUCUGUAGUGUCCACAAGAAGAGCUCAACAUCAGUCAUCUUUUAGUUUAGGCGAGGAUUCGACCUCCAUGACUGACGGAAAAUCUGUCCGCAGAAUCACUAAGACAGAAAAAAGCCUUGACGCCAAGCUUGGAACUUCAGCCACCCCGAAAGAAAUGGCAUCAUCAUUGCGUCAAGCUGAAUCUCUGGACCUCCGCGGGGACGCUAAAAUUGAAAGUUCAACAGCUCACUCAUCAUCUCAUGCUUUGUCUUCGUCACAGCGCAGUCGCCAAGAAAGUCAUUCGAUACAUCAGAGUGGCCAGCAGCACGAAGAGUACCAGAAGUGGUCGCACCACCAACACAGCGAGCAAAGGCGGUCAACGAUCUCCAGCAGCGAGCGACGGUCAGAAGCUAGUGAAGGACGAGCCGUUCGUGGUCGUGCAAACGCUUCGUCAAUAACAUUCCAUUCUGAGUAUGACCCAUGGAGGGAUGCUACUAUAACUCGCAAGGGAGAAUGGAAAAUCGUCACUCCGUGCCCUGCUUCGCUGCUCAAUACGGAUAAAUCCCCGUAUCAACCGACUCGCACAGCUCCCGAGCAUAAGUUUUACAUGCCUGUGAUAGAACAGUAAAAAUGUUGCGACACUUGUAGCUUAAAGAACAUAUUCAAAUUUCCUAAAUCAGAACGUAAAUGUUAGAAUGAUAAAUUGCUUGCAGAAAGGACAUCGUGCAAGCUCUUUUUUCUUCCCGCUUUGAGUUCUAGAUUGACAAUAACUUAUCCAGCUGCUGUUAUUCCUAGUUGAUAGUUUAACCAUAUUUCUAGUUAAGCAGCUGCUACUAAUUCUCGAAGUCUAACUUUGCAUCUAUAAUGUUAAGAAGAAUUUCUUGCUGUUUUUGAACGGAAAAUAUCUUCGUACUCUAAGGCAAUUAUAAUCAAGGAUAAUUUAAUUCUAACUCUUCCUUUAUUUCCCAAUCUGAUCAAUUUUUAUUCCUAUUGUAUGGUCAAUGGUCUAGUGUGGCUACGAUCAUUUCUACAACUAUGAAGAAUAUUUUAUAAAUCUAUUUGAUCUAUUUUACAAUUCACUGUCAAUGAAAAGCCUGUUGAUGGGUUAAGCAAUUUAUUUUAUCACCUGCGUGAUGUAAGUAGUAAGGAGAAAAUUUUAUGUUAUUUAUCAAUGUUAAUGUUAACAGCGAAAUGCAAUUCUUGCGCACUUAUUUCAGCAACUAACACUCUGCUCGCCCUGUCGAGCGCAGCUUCUUUAUUGGUUUAUUGCAAUAAAGAAAAUUAUAGUCAUUAGUCAAUGAAAUGAUUCACAGUACAUGCUUGGCAAGUU